ACAGAUAUAGAAGUAGAAAUUAUUUUUUCAUUUUAAAAACCAAAAUUGCAUCUGGACGGAAGAGCUAAGCUUCAGACCCUCUUCCAGCUGUUUGAAAUCCACAACAACCUGUCCUGGAGGCUGGAGAUUCGAAAUUAGAUGGCGAGUUAGGUCAAUGUCGACUAGCCCGCCCUGCUUAUGAUUUUGUUCCUGUUGUCUCGAGGUUUUGCUUCAACAUCAGGACUCACGAUUCGGUUCCGAUCUACCUGACCCUCCACUUCGUUACUUUUCCUCGAUCUGAGAGAGGGAGUUGUUUUUUGGUGUCCAGAAUGGCUACCUUCAUCAAGCUUGAGGAUUCUCCAAUGUUUCAAAAGCAGUUAUUUUCUCUGGAAGAGACAGCUGAUGAGCUGAAAGAUCGUUGCCAAACACUUUACAAAGGCUGCAAAAAGUUUACGGAAGCUCUUGGAAUAGCAUGUAAUGGGGACACAACCUUUGCAGAUUCCUUAGAGGCAUUUGGUGGUGGAAAAGAUGAUCCAGUUAGUGUAUCCAUGGGAGGUUUGUUGAGUCUUCUAUGUCUUCAAAUUCCACUAAGUGUGAUAACUGAUCGUUGGUUCUUGAUGAUAUUAGCAUUUUAA
Messenger RNA from Pistacia vera, 614 nucleotides. Its product is annotated as ADP-ribosylation factor GTPase-activating protein AGD2-like. Bases 309 to 614 code for a protein of 101 amino acids. Gene Ontology annotation, molecular function: GTPase activator activity. The transcript has 3 exons. The record is from RefSeq and is a predicted model, not a curated record. Lineage: Eukaryota; Viridiplantae; Streptophyta; Magnoliopsida; Sapindales; Anacardiaceae.